Molecule: messenger RNA, 621 nt
Organism: Parnassius apollo (apollo)
Lineage: Eukaryota; Metazoa; Arthropoda; Insecta; Lepidoptera; Papilionidae
Source: the annotation of a GenBank genome assembly
AUGAUGUCAAGAGGAAAAAAACUAGUAUCUUUAGUGGCCGUAAAUUGUGAAAAGGUUUCUGAAAAUGAACAAAGUUCACAUGCAGGCCUGGUAGAUAUUCAAGAAAUUCAAUCUACAUCUUAUAACAACGCGGAUGCUAUAGACUUUCAUCAUUCACAAAUUCAUGAUGGUCCGGGUAACGAAACGUUCUUCAAUACUCUCAUUAAAUCUACGGCAUGCUGUUCUAAAUACCAAAAAGAAGAUUUACUAGGAAACAAAGAAAACUUUAAUGCUGAAAAGUUUGAUGUCGAGCACAUACAGAACAAUAUUGAAGUUUUUGACCAAGGUUAUGAACAACAUCGCGAAAUUACAGCUAUAAUUGAAGAUAUUUUGGAUGAGGUUUUUAAAAAAGCUUGGUUACUUAUUGAACCGUUAAAAAGAUGGCGAAAAUCAGACCCAAGCAGUUGGGCUCGUAAUGUAGUUAAGAAAAGACGAGCAGAUGGUUUGCCUUAUAAAUCCAAAGCUAACAUCAUACCAGCUAAGGUACCUAAAGAGAUAGAUUGCUCCAAGUGUCAAUUUAAAUGUACUGAUGUCUUUGAUACUACUGAUGAGAUAAGUUUUGUGGAUUCUUUUGGAACUUAG